Molecule: messenger RNA, 1853 nt
Organism: Cydia fagiglandana
Lineage: Eukaryota; Metazoa; Arthropoda; Insecta; Lepidoptera; Tortricidae
Gene: RnrS
Product: ribonucleoside-diphosphate reductase subunit M2
Exons: 6
Coding region: 159-1295 (378 amino acids)
Biological process (GO): deoxyribonucleotide biosynthetic process
Cellular component (GO): cytosol
Molecular function (GO): ribonucleoside-diphosphate reductase activity, thioredoxin disulfide as acceptor
Source: RefSeq, a predicted model, not a curated record
CGGGAGUUGUGGAAAAUUCUAGCGGCAAUUUACUUCUCCAGUGGGUUUUCUGACUUAAGCGUGUGUUGACUACUGUGCUGUGCUAUACAAUAUUUGUGUGGCAAAAUAAAGUGCCUUUUGUUUCAUUAAAAUACCUCCAGUGUUACUAAUAUAGCAAAAUGUCUCUAAUCAACGACAAGGAAAAUCUGCACAACGGAAUCAACAACGUGCAUAUCAAGUCACCCGUAAAGAGUAACGUACUCGCAGCGCAAAACGGCAACGUAAAAGAGGAAAAAUCAGAUACAAUGGAUGUUGAAAAAACCGAGGACGUCCCCGCGUUCGACCCCCAGCUGGAGCCCCUGCUGCGCGAAAACCCUCGUAGAUUUGUUAUCUUUCCAAUCCAGUACAACGACAUUUGGCAAAUGUACAAAAAGGCUGAAGCAUCCUUCUGGACUGUGGAGGAAGUUGAUCUCUCAAAGGACAUGCAUGACUGGGAGAACCUGAAGGACAGUGAGAGACACUUCAUCAAGCAUGUGCUGGCGUUCUUCGCUGCCUCGGACGGCAUUGUCAAUGAGAACCUGGUGGAGCGCUUCUCGCAAGAGGUGCAGGUCACAGAAGCCAGAUGCUUCUACGGGUUCCAGAUUGCUAUGGAGAAUGUACAUUCUGAAAUGUACUCUUUAUUGAUUGACACAUACAUUAGAGAUCCUAAGGAAAGAGAUUUCCUAUUCAAUGCCAUUGAAACACUUCCUUGCAUCAAAAGGAAGGCAGAUUGGGCUCUGCAGUGGAUCGGAAGCAAGACGGCAACCUUCGGAGAGAGGAUAGUAGCCUUUGCCGCAGUUGAAGGCAUUUUCUUCUCGGGCAGCUUUGCUUCCAUCUUCUGGCUGAAGAAGCGCGGCCUUAUGCCGGGCUUGACCUUCAGCAAUGAGCUUAUUUCCAGAGAUGAGGGGCUCCACACAGACUUCGCGUGCCUGAUGUUCAAGCACCUGGUGCAGAAGCCGAGCAAGGAGCGCGUGAUGACCAUCGUGAAGGACGCCGUGGUGAUCGAGCAGGAGUUCCUCACGGACGCGCUGCCCGUGCGGCUGCUCGGCAUGAACUGCGACCUCAUGUCCGAAUACAUCGAGUUUGUUGCCGACAGGCUGCUCAUGGAUCUCAUUGGUGAAAAGCACUACAACACAAAGAACCCAUUCGACUUCAUGAACCUGAUCUCGCUGGAGGGCAAGACCAACUUCUUCGAGAAGAAGGUCGGCGAGUACCAGAAGUGGGGCGUCAUGGCCAACCGCAUGGACAACGUCUUCACGCUAGACGCGGAGUUUUAGCAUUUCUAGAGUUAUGUACUUAUUUGUAGUAUCAUGUACGCACUACGCGGCGAUGUUAAACUUUUAAUCGCUUCCAUAGAGAACUUUCUGUAUAAAAUAAAUUAUUUUAUACAAUUAAGACCCUUGGAUAAGGCACAAUAUUAAGAUUUAUAUGUAAAUUGUGUAUUUUGAUGUAUGUUUUCUCGAUCGCUGAAAGAGUGAGUGCAUGGACUGACAGUAUUAUUUGUUCCAAUAAUAGUAACUGCCUAGCAAAUUGAUAAGAUAUCUACCGGUGGAGCCGGUACGGUUAUUGCUAUGUGAAAAUCUUUUUUCAUAAAUUCCCCUUGACAUCUCAUAGAAUAUUGACUACUUUAAGAUAAUAAGUACCUGGCGGACAGAGAGUAUAAUAAUAUUAAAUAAGUAUAAAUUUAAUAAGUUAUUAAUUAAGAAUGAACUUUAUUCCUGCAUUUUGUACUUUUUUAAAGAAUUACUUUGGAUUAGGUUCUUAAUGCAAUUUUCUUAGAAUCGGUAACGUGUGAUAAUAAUGAUAAAUAAAAUUUAACUUUUAAUGACUACAAA